GGCCGGAGUUGGCUCGGCCGCAAACUCGGGGAGCUUAAACCCGCCGCGUGCCUGGCGAGGGCGACCCGUCCGUGGGAAGGCAUCGGUCGCGGCGAGGCGCGUCCUCCUCGGCUCCCUUUCCCUGGGGGGGGGGUCAUCCUCGACCCGCCACCGAAGCGGGGUUGGGGGACGGAACGGGGACUCCUCGUGAGCCAGCUUUAGAAAGUCCGGCCGCCUCGGGCUGCGGGAGGCGGCGAUCCGGAUGGCAUCGGCGAGGCGUCGGGGAGGAGACGACGGGAGCCCAGGGACUGGAGGAGGAGGAGAAGAAGCCUGUCAAGGCUUGAGGACAACUCCUUCAUCAUCAUCACCACCACCACCAUCGUCAUCCUCUUAGAAUUGCGGGGCUGGAAGGAGCCCUAUGGAUCCUCCUGUCGAGGAGGCACCGCGAGGAAACGUCCCGUCGGGAAGGGCCCUUGAGAUCCCACUUGGAUUCUUGCCCCUUCCAAGGAGCCGGCAGGCGAAGGAGCGAAUGGAAAGUCCCCGCGAAAGAGAGACGGGGAGCGGUUCCCUCUAAACUAAGGAAUGAUCGGAUUUUCUUCCUUUUCUUUUUUUACAUUUCGGUUUCUCUCCCCAGUCCGGUGGCAUCUGCACGGACGGGCGAUGGAUGCUCCCUCCUCCUGCCAAUUAGGUAGGUCCCUUUCGACUAAAUCAACAUCUGAAGUGAACAGAAUCCAGAAGCAGCUACUAUGCGGGGAAAAAAAUAAUCUGUUUUGUGUUUUUAAUUUGGUUGUGUGAUGAGGAGAUAGAGCUAAUUGAAACUCUGAAACGGGGAUUAGUUUCUCAGACUGAUGGGGAUAUGAAGAUAAUGAAAGAAGACAUUAAAGCUACUAGCCUCCUACAUGAUCAUCAUACCAAACAAAGCUUCCCCAACUGAAGUUCAGCCAGUUUUUCAGAUUACCGUAAUUCUGCCAAAAUUGACUAAUGGAAAUAUUUUGUAGAAAUGUCUCUCCCCAAAAUAAAGGACAGACCUUUUUCUCAGUACAGCACGAAAAACCAGGACAGAAAGCAACAUGACUUUGAGCUUUCUUCUCUUCUACACAAAACAUUCAUUUGCUCAUUUUUAUGCAUAUACCUUGUUACCAGGUUUUCUGUCUCUGUAGCUGGAAUAAUUCAGUGUUAAAGAAUGAUUCUAUGAUUAAUGAAGUAACAUGGUGGAUAUAAUGUUCUUCACUGCACUUUGUGGCAUGAACAGGCAUCCCUUUGAUAUCGAACUUAUUCAUACACGGGAUGUAGGUGGAAGCUGACGAGAUAUGAUCGUAUCUUUAGAUCUCUCUGCUCUCAUUGUGGCUGUAUGGUGUCCAUGGAGGGCAAUUCAAAAACAUAUUGGUGCUGUAGCUACAAGACCAUGCCAGCUGAGAAACAUGUAUUUAUAGCAUAAAGGCUCCCCACUCCCUAUUUACCUAAAAAGCUUUCAAGUGUAUUUUCCUCUGAGUUCCUUGAUCCAGGUUUGAAAUUGGAACACUGUUUUUUUCAGAGGUGUGUGCCCAAAGGAAGGAAACUGCCUAAUGGAUCAUGGCUCAAAUGUUUACAGGACAUUCCAUAUUUUUAGCAUUGGUGAUAUUGGCAGUCUCUACUUUUGAAGAGUCUGUAAGCAAUUACUCUGACUGGGUGACAUUUACAGAGGAUGUGGAUCAGUAUGAGAAACAAAGACUGGAAGAUUUCAAGGCUAAUCAGAAGCUGAAAAAAGCCAUUCUCCACCCGAACUUGUAUUUUAGUGCCGAAGAGAUCCCGGUGUUGAGGCAGAGGGCUCGCACCAGCCACCUCCACCUCUUUAGAGCAAUCCGAAGUGCUGUGUCGGCGAUGCUGUCCAAUCCGUCCUACUACCUACCUCCACACAAGCAUUCGGAUUUUGCUGCAAAGUGGAACGAGAUCUACGGAAACAAUUUGCCUCCCUUAGCUUUCUACUGUCUCUUGUGCCCAGAAGAUAAAGCUGCUUUUGAUUUUGCAGUUGAAUACAUGGACCGAAUGGCUGGAUACAAAGACUGGCUGGUUGAGAAUGCCCCAGGUGAUGAAGUUCCUCUUGGGCAUUCCUUAACUGGCUUUGCCACAGCUUUUGAUUUUUUAUUUGCAUCCUUGGAUAAGGUCAGAAGACAAAAGUACUAUGCUAAGAUCUGGGCAGUGAGCGAGGAAAUGCAUGGGUAUUCCAAAGUCCGUUCUUGGGGCAAGCAACUUCUGCAUAAUCACCAAGCUACUAACAUGCUAGCUUUGCUGAUUGGGGCUCUGGUAGCAGGCGAGGGUGCUGAGUCCCAAGCAAAUGCCUGGAAGCAUACAGUGGUGGAUAUGAUGGAAAAAACCAUGUUUCUUCUGAACCACAUUGUUGAUGGCUCUUUAGAUGAAGGGGUGGCUUAUGGGAGUUACACAGCCAAAUCAAUAACGCAGUAUAUAUUCCUGGCACAGCGCCACUUUGGGAUUAACAAUCUUGAAAACCACUGGCUCAAAAUGCACUUUUGGUUUUAUUAUGCAACCCUGUUGCCAGGCUUUCAGAGGACGGUAGGCAUAGCUGAUUCCAAUUAUAAUUGGUUUUAUGGCCCUGAAAGCCAGCUAGUUUUUCUGGAUAAGUUUGUCUUGAAGAGUGGAAUAGGCAAUUGGCUUGCCCAGCAAAUUAGAAAGCACCGGCCAAAAGAUGGCCCAAUGGUGCCAUCCACUGCCCAGAGAUGGAGCACUCUUCACACAGAGUUCAUAUGGUAUGACCCAGGACUAGCACCCUGCCCACCUCCGGACUAUGGCAGUGUGAAAAUGCAUGUGUUCCCUAACUGGGGGGUUGUCACAUAUGGAGCAGGGUUACCCAAUACCCAGACAAACACUUUUGUUAGUUUUAAAUCUGGUAAGCUAGGUGGCCGGGCUGUCUAUGACAUAGUCCACUUUCAGCCCUAUUCCUGGAUUGAUGGGUGGCGUAGCUUCAAUCCAGGGCAUGAACAUCCUGAUCAAAACUCUUUUACCUUUGCUCCCAAUGGGCAAGUUUUCGUUUCUGAGGCCCUUUACGGACCCAAGCUUAGCCACUUGAAUAAUGUCCUGGUGUUUGCACCAUCUCCCACAAGUCAGUGCAAUCAACCUUGGGAGGGUCAGCUUGGGGAAUGCACACAGUGGCUUAAGUGGACUGGUGAGGAAGCUGGAGAUGCAGCUGGUGAGAUUAUAACAUCCUCUCAGCAGGAGGACAUGAUGUUUGUGAGUGGUGAAGCAGCAUAUGCAUACUCAUCAGCAAUGAAGCUGAAAAGUGUGUAUCGUUCAUUGCUUCUGCUGAACUCUCAAACCUUGCUAGUGGUUGACCAUGUGGAAAAGGAGAAGGACUCUCCCAUCAACUCGAUCAGUGCCUUUUUUCAUAACCUUGACAUUGAUUUUAAAUAUGUUCCAUAUCGGUUUAUGAACAAAUAUAAUGGAGCCAUGAUGGAUGUAUGGGAUGCUCACUAUAAAAUGUUUUGGUUUGACCAUUAUGGGAAUAGCCCAGUUGCCAGGAUACAGGAGGCAGAGCAAGCGGCGGAGUUCAAAAAGAGAUGGACACAAUUUGUGAAUGUCACUUUCACUGCAAAGAGUACUAUUGCGAGAAUUGCCUACCUGUUCUAUGGGCCUUAUGUCAAUAUUUGUAGUUGUAGGUUUAUUGAUGAUGCCCCGUCAGGGUAUCAGAUUUCUCUAAAUGUCAACAAUACAGAAACUGUUUUCUCUGUGUCAACAGACUAUUUAAAUUUGAGGACAAGGUACAACUAUCUAGGUUUUGGUGGCUAUGCCAAGGUAGCCACCAAAGGAAGAGUCACGAGAUUUGGCCUGGGUACUGAACCAAUAGAAAAGCCAGCACUGACCCAUCAGGGUAUUUUCCCCUUUGGAUUUAAAGUGAAUAUAAUAGCAGCCCUUAUUUUGGGGAUUGGCUUGGCCAUAUUGGCCUUCCAGUGGCGAUUUUAUCUUUCCUUUGGCAAGCUUUUGCGUUGGAUCCUCAUCCUGGUGAUUGUAUUGUGGUUUGUUGAACUCAUAGAUGUGUGGAGCUCUUGUACUCAACCAAUCUGUGCAAAAUGGAGUAGUGAUAUGACCAGCACAGAUCGCAACCCAACAAAGGACCAGGGACACCCUGUGAGUCUGCCAGAUGUUGUCAUUACCUCUCUUCCCGGUUCAGGUGCAGAAAUUCUGAAGCAGCUGUUCUUCAACAGCAGUGACUUCAUCUAUAUCAGAAUCCCUACAGGCUACCUUGAUAUCCCUGAAAUGGAGUUUGAAAUUGACUCCUUUGUCGACGCCUGCGAAUGGACAGCAUCAGAUGUUCGGAGUGGCCAUUUCCGCCUCCUCCAGGGCUGGCUGCAUUCUCUAAUCAAAGACACUAAACUCCAUUUGCAAAAUAUCCUUUUACACGACACCAGCAGAAGUAAAUUAGUUCAGCAUUCUGUCACCAGCAAAGACAAAAAGAAGCGGCCCAGGAAGAGAGAAUCCAUAGCAGAACAAAGAAACCGCUUGAGAGGGAGUGUAGACAAGGAUGCGGAAUACAUUAGGGAGCUGAGAAAACACCUCACCUUUUAUCCCAACGCACGCCCAGUGCUUAGUCUGAGUAGUGGGAGCUGGACAUUAAAGCUGCCUUUCUUUCAAGAAAUCAUAGGCCCUUCCCUGAGAGCGCUCUAUGUAGUACGGGACCCUCGGGCAUGGAUCUACUCCCUUUUGUACAAAAGCCAGCCUAGCCUGUACUCUUUGAGGAAAGUUCCACAGCGCUUAGCGAGACUCUUUAAAGCAGAAGGUGGCAGGAAAGAGAAGUGUGCUUCAAGCUCAGGCUAUGCUUUCGAAUAUGAAUCACUGAAGGAGGAACUCACUCAUUCAAAUUCAAACGCCAUCUCUGUGAUGUCCCAUUUGUGGCUGGCAAACACGGCUGCCGCCCUGAGACUCAACGGGGAUUUGCAGCCAGCAAAUUAUCGGCUGCUCAAGUUUGAAGACCUGGUCAACUUUCCCCAGAAGGUGGCUGAAGAUACCUUUGCCUUUCUCGGCAUCCCCCUCUCUCCUGCUAGCUUAAACCAAAUAUUAUUUGCCACAUCCACUAAUCUUUUCUAUCUCCCUUAUGAAGGAGAGAUCUCCCCUAUGAGCAUACAUGCUUGGCAACACAGUAUGCCUCAGGAGGAAAUUGAGCAGAUCGAGGACAUCUGUUUGAUUCUAAUGGACCGCUUAGGAUAUCCAAAGUUUACUGAUUUAAAUGCUGCGGGUCAGCAGUAGUUUGCACUAAGGAUCCCCAGGCAUUUCUAGAUAAGAAUCAAAGAAUCUGAUUUAUUCUUGUAGAAUGUCUGUACAGUCUGUUUCACUUGCAGAGAGAUUAUUUUAAAUGAAAUGAGAUAUUUGGUCUAGUAAGGAUUUUUCUUCCCCUUCUCCCAACAAAAGCCUUUUAAUUACUUUUUGCUGCUUUUGCAAAUAAAGCUGUGUGAAUCUUUACCUUCUUUUCCAGAUGGGCACUAGGAGAACUCGAGGGAUUGGUAAUAGGAUAAAGGAUCUUUCAUUUGUAGGCUAUCAGUGUGAACUGAAGCCAGGAUUGGAAUUGCCAAGUGUGGCUGCCGUCUGCUGGUUGUUUGGUGGCUAAUGUGAACUCAGUUAGGAGGAGGCAGGGCUGAGCCUAGUUUUCUGUGAACAACUGUCUGUAUCAUGAAACAGACUUCACAUAUGGCAGCAAUUAUCUCCCUUGGGCUGGUUAUGUUGGCAUGUUUCAACCGCUUUCAAAUACUCCAGUGGCGCUGAGAAGCUGUAAGUGUAACUAAACCAGCCUUUAACAUGGUGUCUAGAUGUAUGAUUGAUGAACAUCUCUGGGGUGGCAAGAGACAGAUCCCUACAUGCACACAUAUUUGUGCAUUCAUACAUACACACAUUGGCAAGAUUUUGGCAUUUUCUUGGCAGGCAAAGCAAAGAAACCAAGAAACUCAUUUCUUAUUGGGUCUUUUUCUUCAUUAAGAGUGAGGAAUUCAGGACAGUAAGGUUCACUUCAGAAUAUGAUUAUUAUAAAAACUAUGUGAAUAAAGAAUUAAUGAAUAGAAGUUACAAAUGAAAAAUCAUAGAUCUAAGAUGGUUGUUGCUUGUUUAUAAACAUCAUAGUCUUUUUUGUCCGUGUUUUUUGGUUACAAAGACUGGUGUUGUGUUUGGAGGCUACCCAAAUGUACCUAAAUAGAAGCUUCUGGCUCUACUUAAUAGAUAUCAAAAAUAUCCUGAAAAAGAAGAUGCAGUGUGGAAGGGAGCAUCAUGCUGCUGCUACUGAAUUACUUUGAGACCCACAGACAAAUUGAUUCCUGUUUCAUUAGUUGAAUAGAUGGCUACUAGUUUAGAAGAAGGUCCACGUAAGCAUACGGAGGAGCUUGAGUCAUCUCUGUUUUCUCUGUAAUAUCCCUGUUAAUUUUUCUCUACCACUUUGCUUAUACAUAGAACAUAAUAUGUGACAAUUCUAAUGAAGUUCCUCAGGAGUAAGGAUUUUGAUGUUUGGGUUUUUAGAUUGCAGCAUUCCAAAUUUGAAUUAAUUGUAGCUGCCAAGUGGGAACAAUGGUGUGAUGAUAGUUUAUUCAAUACUUUAACUUAACUUCAAUUUUAGAGUAGUCAAUGUGAAGUGCUGUGAAAUGCCUCUUUCUUUGGCAUAUAUUCAUUCUUAAAGGGAUUUAUUGAUGGCUAUAUCAAUAAAAUGAUAGCUUCAACCAAGAGGGAGAACAUGGUCCUCUAAUGCCACUGGACGCUCAACUCCGAUCAGCUCUAUCCAGCAUAACAAUGGCACACAAAAAGUGUAGGUGUCUUGCGGUUGGGGGAGGGGAGGGCUCACUGCAGAUUUUGGAGGUGAGGCACUCUUCCAGAUCAGUUCUUGAUGAAGGAAAGUGCGGUCCAACAGCAUCAGGAAAGUGGCACAUUUCCUAUCCCUGGUUGACAGCCCACAGAUUCCAGGUCUGCUCUCUUAAUUUUAAUAGAAGGAUUAGUUUUUGCAUUUUAUCAUAUAGUGUAAUCCACAUGUGGUUUUCUGGUCACCAAAAGUUUGCUUUUGUAUGGAAAGUUAAAGUAUUAAUCUUGUGGGGUAGAAUUAUAUUUCCAUUAGAAAUUAACAUUUUACUGCACAUCAUGUUGUCAUAAAACACUUUUAACACCCUAGCCCUUGGGAGACAUGGAAUGCCUACAUGCAUUGUUGGUGAGUGAGGCCACACUUCUUUGCUCACUCCUGAAUUAAGUCUCUCUCUCUCUCUCUCUCUCUCUCUCUCUCUCUCUCUCUCUCUCUCUCUUAGCACAUUAAAAAGGGAAAGCUGCUUGAAUGCUGUUAGCAGCCAAGAUAGUGUAGAAGCUGACACAUUCAACAGUUUAGUGAUAGACCUCCUCUUGGCAGGCAUUUUCCUCAAGAAAAGGAGACUACAUUUUUGUGUGUGUGUAUAUAUGUGUACAAAAGAGAAAUAUAACUGACAAGUAGAAGACAAGACUGGCAAAAGGCCUAGGAUAUGGGUUAAUUUUUUUAAAAAAAUACGUUUCUCUUUUUGAUGAGGUGAUGUUCACCACAGCUUGUCUCAUUCCUGCAAGACACAUUUUUCGCAGCUGCUAUGUUUCCAUACUCAGUAUGAAAACAUAACCCAUUGUUUUCUCCUAAUGAUCCACCAUCAGACAAAAGCAUGCUAGUUCAUAGCUUGCAAAACUAUAAAGGAUGUUAGAGGAUAACAUGCUGUUUAUUGCUUAAGUCAGCUCUGCUUCUAAUUCCAAAGCUUUCUGCCUCAUUGGUUUUGAUCCUAAAAUCUCUAGGGAACUGAACUUGUGGGGCAAACAAGCUUACAUAACCAAACAAAUGUCUGAGCAAACAAGCUUACAUAACCAGGCAUGCUUUCAAUUGUAAUCAUAAUUAAAAUAAAACCCUUAAAAUGAAUCAAAGUGCAGUGUCAGGCUAGAAAAAAACCUUAUCAGUGCACUUCAUUGGGGAUGCAUUCCCCGCCCCCCGUAAAUAACAUCUAGACUCCCUGGAAAAGACCCUGAUGUUGUGAAAGUGUGAAGGCAAGAGGAGAAGGGGACGACA
Pogona vitticeps (central bearded dragon) is the source of this 8008-nucleotide messenger RNA. RefSeq names its product dermatan sulfate epimerase like (gene DSEL). Lineage: Eukaryota; Metazoa; Chordata; Lepidosauria; Squamata; Agamidae. The record is from RefSeq and is a predicted model, not a curated record. Gene Ontology annotation, molecular function: sulfotransferase activity; chondroitin-glucuronate 5-epimerase activity.